AUGGCAAAUGCAAAUUCAAGCAACGGACACAAUUUGGCUUCACUUAUUCCUCGAUUCAACGGUGACAACUAUGAUUAUUGGAGCAACAAUGUGAAGGUGUUGUUAAAAUCCAUGGAGUUGUGGAAUAUGGUUGAAGACGGCUAUGAGGAACUUGAAAAUGAACUUGCACUCACUCAAGCACAAAGAAAUGCGUUGAAGGAAAAUCGAAAGAAGGAUAGUAAGGCCCUUUUCCACAUCUAUCAAACAAUUGAGAUGUCAGUAUAUGAGAGAAUUUCCAAAGCUGAAAAUGCAAAGGAAGCAUGA
This is a messenger RNA of Prunus armeniaca (apricot), 303 nucleotides long. Lineage: Eukaryota; Viridiplantae; Streptophyta; Magnoliopsida; Rosales; Rosaceae. The record is from the annotation of a GenBank genome assembly.